AAAAAAGAAAAAAAGAAAAAAGAAAUAAGAAGCUAUUCUACAAAUAUAUAUAAUCAAUCAUAUAAAAUAAUUCUAAUCAUAUACGUUAGGUUAGGAACAGCGGCUAAAGAGAUUACCAAUUCACAUAAUUUCAAAUUUUUUUCUAUGAUUGAUUAUGUUGUCAAUUUUGUGUUUAUAGAAUUAUGAACUCAAAAAUAAAUAAAUAAAUAAAUCCAACACAGCCUUUUUUUCUUAUUUACUCCUCAUUGUCGUGGUGUCUAUGAGUUAAACAGACCGACCAAAUAAUUUUCUAAGUCAACCCUCCAUGUUAUUCAUUUUUUUUUAAAAAAAAAAUUUGGCUACAAAUUAAAGAAGAAUUGCAUCAAGCUUUGAUAUGUAAAAACGCAAACAAUUGGACUUGAGAGGAGAGGAGGAAGAUGGCGCCACCACCCUCCACCGUGGUUUCGCUGGUGGUCACUCUUAUGUUGAGAGUUCUUACGUUCAUUUUCUUGUUAAUUUCGCUGAUCACCUGGCCACCAACAACGCCAUCUUAUCUACCAAUAUCGCCACGAUCAAGAUCAGAUUUAGUGAUAUUUAUGCUUACAAUGACAGGUGCUGCAGCUGGUUUUGGAGCAACAAUAGAUUUGAAGUCAGUGCUGGAGGGGAAUGGCUCCAGCCUUGACCCCUUUUUCAAUAAGGGUAACGCAGCUGCGAGCCUGCUCCUCCUUGGUUUCUUGGGCACCGCUGUGUUGUCAAUUUUAUCAUCUUUAGCUCUUCCUAAGAGAGGCUAUUAACUACUGCUUCACAGCAAAUAUAAUUAGUAAGUAUCAAUUCCAUGGAAGAUUUUACUUUGAAGGUUUUUUUUUUUUUUUCCCUGGUUUAUGUGAACUUGGUUUAGAGCUUGCUGUGAAUAUCAUAGUAAAUAAUGGGUAUUUGUGUUCAACUACAUGUAACUUAAUUCGAUAACUGCUUUCAAUAUAUAGCAAAAUAAAUUAAUUGAAUCAUCAAAAUAAGUCUCGUGGUAAAGAUACAAGACCCGAAUUGCACACCGUCUGUUUGUAGAAAUGCUUCGGACAUGCUCUCCCUUCCAAUUUGAAUAAAAGAUUAAGCAAAAAUGGGACUGAUGAGCGGUAGAAUGAAAUAGAAAGGGUUGUUAUGACAUAUGAGAAACCUACUAACCAUUUUGACUUCCAUUCCAUAUCAGGUAAUACAUGUGUUGAAGAUCCAA
This is a messenger RNA of Camellia sinensis, 1207 nucleotides long. The record is from RefSeq and is a predicted model, not a curated record. Lineage: Eukaryota; Viridiplantae; Streptophyta; Magnoliopsida; Ericales; Theaceae.